Molecule: messenger RNA, 2384 nt
Organism: Anas platyrhynchos (mallard)
Lineage: Eukaryota; Metazoa; Chordata; Aves; Anseriformes; Anatidae
Product: deoxyribodipyrimidine photo-lyase
Biological process (GO): photoreactive repair
Molecular function (GO): deoxyribodipyrimidine photo-lyase activity
Source: RefSeq, a predicted model, not a curated record
CGCCCGGCGCCACGUGGGGGAGGCUCCGGGGGUCCCCGGUGGGGCUGCACCGGGCUGAGGAUGCCGAGGGGCAGCGGGAAGAGGAAAAUCUCCGGGGGUGGGGAGGCUGCGAAGAGGAGGGAGAAGGAAGAGGAGAGAGGAGGAAGAGGAAGAAGAGGCCGGGGGGGGGCUGGAGGCAGCGCUGCGGGCGGCCCGGCGGGCGGCCGCCCCCUCGGUGCGGGAGUUCAGGUACAACAAGAAGCGGGUCCGGCUCGUCUCCCGGGGCCCCGAGCUGCUGGAGGACGCCAAAUGCAUCCUCUACUGGAUGUCCCGGGACCAGAGGGUGCAAGAUAAUUGGGCUUUCCUCUACGCCCAGCGCCUGGCCCUCAAACAGGAGCUGCCUCUGCGCGUCUGCUUCUGCCUGGUGCCCAAAUUCCUGGGUGCCACCAUCCGCCACUACGGCUUCAUGCUGCGGGGGCUGCAGGAGGUCAGCAAGGAGUGCACGGAGCUGAACAUCCCCUUCCACUUGCUGCUGGGCUACGCCAAGGACGUGCUGCCCCCCUUCGUGGUGCAGCAAGGCGUGGGGGGGCUGGUGACGGAUUUCUGUCCCCUGCGUGUCCCCAGGCAGUGGGUGGAGGACGUCAGGGAGAGGUUGCCCGAGGACGUGCCCUUCGUGCAGGUGGAUGCCCACAACAUCGUGCCCUGCUGGGUCACCUCCCCCAAGCAGGAGUACAGCGCCAGGACCAUCCGGGGCAAGAUCCACAGCCAGCUCCCGGAGUUCCUCACCGAGUUCCCUCCCGUCGUUCGGCACCCGCAUCCCCCGUCCUGCCCCGCAGAGCCCAUCGCGUGGGACGCCUGCUACUCCAGCCUGCAGGUGGACCGCUCGGUGGCGGAGGUGGAGUGGGCGACCCCCGGCACCUCGGCGGGGCUGGCGGUGCUGCAGUCCUUCAUCGCCGAGCGGCUGAAAUCCUUCAGCACCCAGAGAAACGACCCCAACAAGGCGGCUCUCAGCAACCUCUCUCCCUGGUUCCACUUCGGCCAGGUGUCCACCCAGCGAGCCAUCCUGGAGGUGCAGAAACACCGGCGUGCCCACAAGGAGUCGGUGGAGGCGUUCGUGGAGGAGGCCGUGGUGCGGAGGGAGCUGGCUGAUAACUUCUGCUACUACAACGAGAACUACGACAGCCUGCAAGGUGCCUACGACUGGGCGCAGACCACCCUGAGGCUCCAUGCCAAGGACAAGAGGCCUUUUCUCUACGAGCUGCAGCAGCUGGAGCAGGCCACCACGCACGACCCGCUCUGGAACGCUGCCCAGCUGCAGAUGGUUCGGGAGGGCAAGAUGCACGGCUUCCUGCGGAUGUACUGGGCCAAGAAGAUCCUGGAGUGGACCCGCUCCCCCGAGGAGGCCCUGCAAUUUGCCAUCUACCUCAACGACCGCUACGAGCUGGACGGGAGAGACCCCAACGGCUACGUAGGCUGCCUCUGGUCCAUCUGCGGCAUACACGACCAGGGCUGGAAGGAGCGGGACGUCUUCGGGAAGAUCCGCUACAUGAACUACUCCGGCUGCAAGCGCAAAUUUGAUGUGGACCAGUUCGAGCGCCGCUACGGCCCCCGAGAGCUCGCCCAGUGACCGGCACGGCGGUGCCCGGGGUGCAAGGGGUGAGAUGGGUCGUGCUCCUCCCUGCUCGGGGUGGACGUGCCUUUGUCGUGGUGCUGGCUCACACCUAACCCAUGAUAGUGCUGCUGGAGGGCUCCUAGCGGCAGCAAGCCCCGGGGUUUUGCAGGUUUCUGCUGUUACCCGCAAUGAGGCAGCUGUGCAGGGCUUGAUGCAGGCAGCAAGGUGCAAUCCUCAGCCAGAAAGCUUUCCUACAACCACUGUGCCCAGGGUAAGCCAGUCUGUGCAGCUUAUACCUACAGCUUAGUUUUUCCUUUUUCUGGGGAAAAAUCCCAAGAACCAGGCUCCUGAUGCCAUGCUUCCUGCAGAGCUCCUCGGUGCGGAGCCAGCGCGGUGCUGGGCUUCCCAAGCACCCUCAAACAGUUCCCCCCUGGCCUUUUGGUGUGAGGUUUACAGUUUGUAUCCCCGGUGUUUGUGGGUCAAUGCACGAGCCCUGCUGCGGGCAGGGGCCUCAGUAGAGCUCAGAACACAACCACAUUUAGUUGAAACCACAUUGAGUUUAACUUAGUUUAUUAGGGACGGCGUUUCACUGCUCUGCUGUGCAAUAGUCCCGUGGGGAGGGCUCCGGUUAAGUGCCAGGGCAGCCCCUGGCUGUCCCUCCAGCCGUGGCAGCAGUGUUAGUGUUGUGCGUCACCUUGCCCAGAGACCUCCGCCGGGUUUCGGGUUCCCAUCACAUCCAGAGGGAUUGGGGGAAAAACACAAAUAAACCAAAAUCCAUUCGCUCGUCUCUAAA